Durusdinium trenchii is the source of this 1464-nucleotide messenger RNA. NCBI's taxonomy places the organism in Eukaryota, Dinophyceae, Suessiales, Symbiodiniaceae. The record is from the annotation of a GenBank genome assembly.
AUGUCACUUCAAGAGGAGAAUGAGGAGUUGGAGGAGUUGCGUCAAGAGGUGGAAAAGUUGAGGGCUCAGGCGCGAAACCAUGACACCUUCGGCGCUGGUCCACCUCCGGGAAGCCGAGACCAUCGGCGCUUGCGAAAUGCGCAGACGCAAGAGCUGGAGGAUUUGACCAUGGAAAACAAUCAGAUGGCAGAGCGGUUGCAAGCCUUGCUGGAAGAGAAUGGAAGCCUCAAGAAGCAAGUGGAGCGGCAACAGCAAGAGAUCAAGAGUUUGGAGGCGACCGAUAAGAGCAAGGUGAUUGAAGAGGGCGGACAGAGUCCUCAGAAGAGCAAGCUCAAUUUGUUAAAGAGCAAGGUCUCGCUGAUGCAGAAACAAAUCAAGGAAGACAAUGCCCUGGGUAGCAUGCUGUCACAGGAGCGAAACCAGAGAGAAUCCGUGGAGAGAAACCUGGAUUUGCAUCGGAAGGACGACCUCACUGCACGGCUCAAGAGCACCGAAGUCGAGAUGGCACGACUCCAUGAUGAGCUUGCACAGGCCGAAAACCAGAACCGGGUCUAUGAGCAAGAGAACAAGGAGUCAACCGAGGGAUUUCUUUUACUCGGUCGACAGGACCUCUCUGAGCGGAUCGAAGAGCUGCGGAUGAUCGCGGAGGCGGAGCGGCGUACCAGCUCGCAGAAGCAGGAAGAGCUCAACGAGUUGCAAGACAUUUUCUGCAUGUUGGGUGAUCAGACCAUCGAACCCUGUGAAGGUCACUUCAGCUUUGCCAUCCCCGAGCGUGCAAGUCUUCAGCUUGGACAGGAUUUGCUAAGCCAAUUGCAGACAGUUGAGGAUGAGGUGGAGGAUGAAACGCCGCCUGUCCUGGAUACUAGCAAGGCCAGCAAGACAUUGGCGUGCCUGGAUGAGUCUGGCACUGUGUCAGCUCCCAGCUCUCCAUCCUUGGUUUGCAAAGAGGAUGAGCCUGAAAACUCGGGGGACUCUCGAGAACGACUGGCUGAGUUACAAGGUGUGUGUCAACGACUCAAGGAGGAGCUUUCGAGUUGCAAGCAGGAAGUGACCAGUUACAAGGAGAAGGCAGCGGCAGACGCCAGACGAGAGAUUUCCUUGCGGGAGCAGCUUGAGGAAGCCAAAGCACAGUCUGACAAGUUAGGAUUGUUCAUCAAAGAAAUGGUGACACGUGAGCCUGAGAAGAUUGACUCGGCAGAGACCAGUGCUGAAGAUCCGAUUCCAUUGGAAGUGGAGGGGGGAAAAGCUGAAGCCGACUUCAAUCAGAGGUCAUCUUCGUCAGGUGUAAAGCUGUUGGGAGCAGAAGGACCAGACGUGGGGACUCCAAAGUCGGAGGCCUCUCGGUUGGCAGAACUCCAAGAGGAGUUGGAGAGGGCCCAGAAAACCUUGAAACUUUGGGCAGCUGAGAGGGAGCAAUCUUCCUGGUCCAAACUGAUCAACAGCUUUAUGUGCACAAGCCGCUAA